Molecule: messenger RNA, 1461 nt
Organism: Eucalyptus grandis
Lineage: Eukaryota; Viridiplantae; Streptophyta; Magnoliopsida; Myrtales; Myrtaceae
Product: zinc finger protein CO3
Exons: 3
Coding region: 104-1195 (363 amino acids)
Biological process (GO): regulation of DNA-templated transcription
Cellular component (GO): nucleus
Molecular function (GO): protein binding
Source: RefSeq, a predicted model, not a curated record
GAAAAAAGCCCAUGCACUUUUUCUCGCUUUUUCAGGCAGGGACCAAUGACUGGCUCAAGCAACCUAGAGAGAGAGAGAGAGAGAGAGGGACGAUCGCCGGGAGAUGUGCCCCAAGAACUGCCCUCCUCCUGCUGCAAACAUGAGGACCAGGUCCAGGUCCAUGUCCAGGUCCUCCUCCGCGCCCGGCAAGCCGAAGAAGCAAACCCCGUCGUCUCUCGCCGCCCCGUCUCGCAGAUCAAGAAGCAAGACCCGGAAGCCCAAGUACUUGAGCCUCGGCCUCCAGAUCUCUCCUCAAACCUCCCGAACCGGCGCCGCCCCGAUGAACCUCACCUACCACCGCAGAGCCGUCCGCCGCCACCGCCAGAAGCACCGGCCGAGCUCGUCCCCCCUCCGCCCGGGAGCCCACUUGGCCAGCGGCGACGACGCCGCGGGCGGUCGGGAUCAAGACCACCACCUCCAGGACGAGAACGACGUCGCCCUGCUGUUCGACUCCGCAGCCGCCGCCGACACCGCCACCCUCACCGACCUCCUCGACCCCGCUGCCCCCGCCCCCGCCGUUUCCGGCGCGGCUGCCGCCUCCUCCGGGGCGAAGGAGGAGGAGUCGGCGGUGUCGUCGCUGAUACGGUGCGCCAUGAAGAGCAGCAGCAGGGAGUGGGGGGGCAGCGAGGAGCGGUGGGUGUGCUACAGCGAGGUCAUCGUCGAGGCGGAGAAGAAGGCGGAGAUGGAGGAGGUGACCAGCUGCGCCGCCGACGCGUGGCGGGGAGGGCGGAGGGCGCACCCGCAGGGGACGACGAUGCUGUCGCUGAAGCUCGAUUACCAGGAGAUCCUGGACGCCUGGUCCGACAAGGGCUCGCUCUUCGUGUACGGCGGGGACGCGAAUCACGAGACGCCUCAGACCGUGCCCGACUUGAUGCGGGUCGACAGCGGGCCGAUGGAUGUAUGGGAGAACGUGUGGAGAGUCCCGGAGAAAGCAGCAGAAAGCGAAGCCGCCGCCAUCAACAGGGACGCGAUCGCGGAGGACGGCGGCGAGUUCAGCGACAAGAUUAGGCAGAGAGAGGCGAGCGUGCUGCGGUACAAGGAGAAGAGGCACAGCAGGCUCUUCUCCAAGCGCAUCCGAUACGAAGUCAGGAAGCUCAACGCCCAGAAACGGCCCCGUAUCAAGGGCCGAUUUGUGAGAAGAGAUUGCGAAGAUUAAUCGAAGCUCGCGCAUAUGAUUAUGUAUAGCAAAUAGUCGAUAAGCAAUAAAGGGAAGAAUAAUGUUUCGAUGUGCGUCGUUUGUUUCUUGCUUCUUUUUAUUAUUAUUAUUAAAAGUUUCCGAGUCCUUUACAUAGCUCGAAGGUAAAGAGGUUGCGAGCUAAAUCCUAAUCCCAUAUGCCUGUUUAUAAUGUACAAUUUACUAGUGUGACUGGCUCUGGCUUCAGUCUGCCAUAAACCACGGUUUAAUUGAUUCCCGUCCCGACA